Messenger RNA from Sphenostylis stenocarpa, 606 nucleotides. Lineage: Eukaryota; Viridiplantae; Streptophyta; Magnoliopsida; Fabales; Fabaceae. The record is from the annotation of a GenBank genome assembly.
AUGCAAGGUGGCGCAGCUGAAGGGGAAGCCUUGGAUUUCGAGCCUGAGGACGAUGACUUGAUGGACGAGGACGGCGCUCCCGACGCGGACGCUUCUCCGCCUCACCCUAAGCUCAAAUCCGCCAUCACCGCUGCCGCUUCCUCUCUCUCCGCUCCUAAGAAGACCAAGGGUCGUGGGUUCCGUCAGGACACCGACACCAACCGCACCACUCGCCUAUCUGGCUCUGACUUCGACUCUCUCACCACCGAGGGCGGCCCUGGCCCUCAGAGAUCCAUUGAAGGAUGGAUCAUUCUGGUCACCGGCGUGCACGAGGAAGCGCAGGAGGAUGAUUUGCAAAACGCUUUUGGUGAAUACGGGGAGAUUAAGAACCUGCAUUUGAACCUCGAUCGCCGCACUGGUUUUGUCAAAGGUUAUGCACUGAUUGAAUAUGAGCGCGCAGAAGAAGCUCGGAAUGCAAUAGAGAAUUUGAAUGGAUCUGAGCUUCUCACCCAAACCAUUUAUGUUGACUGGGCCUUCAGCAGUGGACCUAUUAACGAGUCAAUCAGAAGAAAGAAUGUUAGACCACCUCGCGAACGUCGCUCCAGGAGUCCCCGGAGGAGAUAUUGA